GCACCCGUUUCCGCUGCUCCACAUGCGACUUAAACUAUACACACACACCAGAUGAAAACACACAGAGAAAACGUAGUAAAGUUGUGGAAAUCGCUUUAGUUAUAUUGACUGGUCCACUGUGUUGAGUUGGUGUAGACUGGUAUUUUUUACCGUAUAUAUAUAUUUUUUUAACAUGCUCCUUUUUUGUCCGACCUGCGGGAAUGUUUUGAUCGUCGAGGAGGGACAGAAGUGCAUGAGGUUCGCCUGCAACACCUGCCCCUACGUGCACAACAUCACCAGGAAAGUAAACAACAGGAAGUAUCCCAAGCUAAAGGAGGUGGAUGAUGUCCUUGGUGGAGCUGCAGCUUGGGAAAAUGUGGAUUCAACCGCUGAAACUUGUCCCAAGUGUGAGCAUCCUCGGGCGUACUUCAUGCAGAUUCAGACACGAUCAGCAGAUGAACCGAUGACAACUUUCUACAAAUGCUGCAAUAGCCAGUGUGGACAUCGGUGGAGAGAUUGAUGCCUUUAAAAAAAUUAAGGUGUAUUUAAUGCUGAUAUGUCACAGGUUUUUCUAUAACUUCCUCUUCACCUUGCCUCAUUUUAAGCCUUUAUUAUUUUGUUAUCAAUCUGCAGGAAUUACUGUUUUUUUUUUUCUAACUGGUUUGCAAACUGUGCACUUUCCUCUUCAGUGUAUAGACUUAACUGAAGAAACUUUUGUCUGAGAUGCUGAAAUCAUUCAAUUUCCAGACAUAGUUGAUAUUAAAAAAUAACAUUAAAAAUCAAUUGCAAUGAAAAUCUUCAUCAUGUUCUGACUUUUAUUGAUAAAAUAGUACCUGUAUGCAACAAAUCUUGAUUUACAGUUAUACAUAUCACAUUUAAAGAGCAAUGCAUACCAGCGUUAUCCACAAUAAUGGCUUACAGUACUUUGUAAUAAAAGUUCAAUGCAA
Molecule: messenger RNA, 926 nt
Organism: Myripristis murdjan (pinecone soldierfish)
Lineage: Eukaryota; Metazoa; Chordata; Actinopteri; Holocentriformes; Holocentridae
Gene: polr3k
Product: polymerase (RNA) III (DNA directed) polypeptide K
Exons: 3
Coding region: 173-499 (108 amino acids)
Biological process (GO): DNA-templated transcription; termination of RNA polymerase III transcription
Cellular component (GO): RNA polymerase III complex
Molecular function (GO): nucleic acid binding; zinc ion binding
Source: RefSeq, a predicted model, not a curated record